UUGCUCCCCACAGCAACACAGCCAGGCAGUCAGACUGCGUGUGGAAGUCGAGCGGUGUGGCAGAGCAGCGGCGCGAAAGUGCAAAAAGAGUGAGACAGCGAGAGAAAGAAAGAAAGAAAGAAAGAGAGGCACAGAGCAAUGGAGAUGGAGGAAAGCUUUGAUGCAGAGGGCAGUUUUGAUGAUGCCUCCUGUCUGUCCCCUCAGAGCCCAGGGUCCACCUCCCCGGCCAGGAGGCAGAAUAAGGAGAAGGAGAUCAAGGAGACCAAAAUCACUAUCAACUGCGUCACCUUCCCUGUGCCCACGUCUGCGCCGGAGCAGCAGCUUCUCAAGCCCAGUGAAUGGAGCUACUGCGACUAUUUCUGGGCCGAUAAGAGGGACCCUCAGGGGGCCACAGUGUCAGGGUUUGAGGUGCUGCUGCAGAAACAGCUGAAGGGGAAGCAGAUGCAGAAAGAGAUGGCAGAGUUCAUCAGAGAAAGGAUAAAAAUCGAAGAGGAAUAUGCCAAGAACCUUUCCAAACUCUCCAUGUUCCCAAUGGCAGCGCAAGAGGAAGGGACUCUUGGAGAAGCUUGGGCCCAACUGAAGAAGAGUCUAGCUGAUGAAGCCGAGGUCCAUCUCAAGUUCUCCUCAAAGCUCCAGAGUGAAGUCGAGAAGCCUUUACUGACCUUCAGAGGAGACAACUUUAAAAAAGACAUGAAGAAAUACGACCACCACAUCGCUGACCUGAGGAAGCAGCUGGUCAGCCGUUAUGCUGCUGUGGAGAAGCUAGGUGAUGAUCUGAUGCGCUGUGUGGACCUUUACAAUCAGGCUCAGUCAAAGUGGUUUGAGGAGAUGGUCACCACAAGCCUGGAGUUGGAGAGGUUGGAGGUGGAGCGGGUAGAGACAAUACAGCAGCUUCUGCGUCAGUACACCACACUGCGGCAUGAGACAGACAUGUUCAAUCAAAGUACGAUGGAGCCGGUGGACCAGCUCCUGCAGAGUGUGGAUCCUGCCAAAGACAGAGAGCUCUGGGUAAAGGAACACAAGACGGGGGAUCUGAGACCUGUGGACAUGGACAUCUAGACAAAACACACACACACACACACACACACACACACACGCAUCAUACUAUAUGAAUCUACCUGCAUGCCUGUCUACCUGAGUACUUCAACCUCUCAGCCAAAGCCAUACAGGUAUCACCCCUUGAAGCACUGCUUGUUUUGUGGAUUUCCACUGAAAAUAUUAGAUAAUUACAAAUUCAAAGCUUUAUAGAAGAUUUUUCUUAAUGUGGAAGGAGUGGAGGGAAAGGAAAGCAGACGCAUUAUGAUACUGAGUAGCCAUCCAUAUAAUCCUGCAUGUCCUUUUAAUAAGAUGCUACUUAAGACUUUCCGGUAUGUCUAUUAUACAUUAACAUGAUUCAAGUAGUCGAGGCACCAUUGAUAUAGAUCUGAACAAACACUGUACAGUAAAACACCUCUUUGUUUAUUUGCCGCAGUGGAUGCCUGUUAAACAAGUUUCAUCCAAUCAAUUUUUUUAUCUUUUUGGUGUUGAAAUAGUGUACGCACAUUGAACUACACUCUAAAAAAAUGCUGGGUUAAAUACAACCCAGGGCUGGGUAAAAUUGGGAC
Sinocyclocheilus grahami is the source of this 1604-nucleotide messenger RNA. RefSeq names its product growth arrest-specific protein 7-like. NCBI's taxonomy places the organism in Eukaryota, Metazoa, Chordata, Actinopteri, Cypriniformes, Cyprinidae. Bases 139 to 1059 code for a protein of 306 amino acids. Gene Ontology annotation, biological process: clathrin-dependent endocytosis; neuron projection morphogenesis; clathrin coat assembly. The transcript is spliced from 9 exons. Gene Ontology annotation, cellular component: clathrin-coated vesicle; plasma membrane; cytoplasm. The record is from RefSeq and is a predicted model, not a curated record.